Molecule: messenger RNA, 1360 nt
Organism: Physcomitrium patens
Lineage: Eukaryota; Viridiplantae; Streptophyta; Bryopsida; Funariales; Funariaceae
Product: expansin-A11
Biological process (GO): plant-type cell wall organization
Cellular component (GO): extracellular region
Source: RefSeq, a predicted model, not a curated record
CUUCCAAAUAUCAUCUUCCACUGCAGCAAAGGUUGGUCCUCUAGCGUUCGUAGUAGUUUGAGUGUUGUCUCUCAUGACUAUCUAGCAGCAAGCGAGUUACCUGUUGGGUUUUGGAGUCAUUUGUCCCGUAGACGUGCUCUACUAGAGGAUCAUGACGAUGGCUGCAUUCGGCGUUAAGCAAACCGUUGCUCUGCUGGUUCAGCUGGCGGUGGUUGUCCACUCGGUGGUUGGUGCACCACCUGGGUGGCAGGAUGCGCACAUCACUUACUACGGCUCGCCCAACGGUGGAGGGACACAAGGAGGCGCUUGUGGGUAUCAGAACACAGUGUCACUGGGAUACGGAUUCAUGACUGCGGCGCUAAGCUCUCCUUUGUUUCAGGGUGGAAAGGCUUGCGGUGCCUGCUUCCAACUCCAAUGUGCUCGAGUUCAGGAAACCCGAACUGUGAAGAAUUGGUGCCAUGAUUACUCGAAGGCCAUCACCGUCACCGCCACCAAUCUGUGCCCCCCAGGAUCUGAAGGAACAUGGUGCGAUCCUCCUCGGCAUCACUUCGACUUGCCAAUGCCCGCUUUCUUGUCGCUUGCAAGGCAAGAAGGAGGAGUUGCUCCAGUUUACUACAGGAGGGUGCAGUGUUUGAAGAAGGGCGGAAUCCGGUUUACCAUGGGAGGCAACCCUUGGUUUCUGAUGGUACUUGUUCACAAUGUUGGCGGUGCAGGCGAUGUAGUGGCCGUGAAAGUGAAGUGCCCCUCUUCUGGGUGGUAUGACAUGUACCGGAAUUGGGGUGCAUUGUGGACCGUGCAAAAGAAGAUGGUGGGACCCUUAUCUUUCUUACUCACCACGGGCGACGGUCGCAGAUUAACUGCCUACAAUGCAGUGGGCAACGGUUGGACUUUCGGCCAGACUUGGGAGGGCGCUCAAUACUAGUUAUGAACCUUAGACCUUGCGGGCAGCGAUCUUGCUUCUUCUUCAACGCCGAAAGGAGGCUCAUGCCAGGUGAUCCGUGAUGUGCUUGGGGGGUGCGCUCAUAGCGCAGCUGUAUGUAGCUGCCAGGCCGCGCAGAGAGCUUGCGAAGAUGAAGUUUUGAUCAGAUGGGUCCUCCUUGGCGCGUGGUCAAGGGGAUUGCAUGCAAUAGUAUCUUAGGCUGGUGUAGGUUCAUGUUGCCAGGAGGAAUUUCUUGUUCCUCGUGUGCUGGGAGUAAGUAGGAAAUCUACAUUGUUGGAAAUGGCUGAGCAGUGCUGAGUAAAUUUACUGCCGCCUUAAUUGAAUGAUUCUUGAAUUAGCUGCGUGUUGCGAACUUUUGUUCAACGAAGUAUUCGAAAUUCUGCAAUACAAUGGGGCUAAGGGCUAUUGGUGUUCAAUUCU